Messenger RNA from Triticum aestivum (bread wheat), 1813 nucleotides. RefSeq lists its product as uncharacterized. Bases 84 to 1424 code for a protein of 446 amino acids. The record is from RefSeq and is a predicted model, not a curated record. The transcript is spliced from 3 exons. NCBI's taxonomy places the organism in Eukaryota, Viridiplantae, Streptophyta, Magnoliopsida, Poales, Poaceae.
AGGAAGGGAAGACUGCACACCGUCGACAGGACUACAGGAGUCACCCAAACAUCCACCACUCCAACGGACGGACGGACCACACCAUGUCGCUCCGGCGCCUCCUGGGCCUCUCCACCGCUGCCGUCUCCGGCCGCUACCUCUCCACCGCCGGCGCCGUCUCCGGCCGCCUUCGCCGCUCCCUCUCCACCGGCGCCGCCUCCUCGCACCCGCCACCAUGGGCCAUCAUCGACCACUCGGCCGAGGUUGACCGGUCGUCGUCGGCCCAGACCGCGUGCUUCCGCCCCGUGGGCCCUCCGGGCGUCUCCAGCAUCUCCGCCCCGGCGCACCUCAUCGACCCCACCGCACGCCCCACCGCGGACGGCGGCAGGGUCCAAUACCUCGGCGGCAACGUCGUCCAGGUCCUCUUCGGCCACGUCGGCGCCGCCAGCGGCGACGGCCACCUCCUGCUCAGCUACCACGACCUCCGGGCGGAGGGCCCCUGCACCAACUGGGACCUCACCGGGAACCCCGAGAUCCAGCGCUUCGUCUGCAACCCCCUCACCGGCGAGAUGCUCCGCCUUCCCGACAUCGGCGGCUGCCGGAAGAUCCUCGUCGUCCACCACAUGGGCCUCCUCACCCAGGCCGACGGAGGGCCCGGGUGCGGGCCGCCCGACAGGUUCGCCGUCGCCGACUUCGUCUAUAACGGGGCCCUUGAGCGGUUCCUCUCCGAUGAAGGCAAGUGGAAGACGGUGAUGAUGGGCUCGCCCGGCGGACCGCUGCUCCCGCGCGAGAUGGAGAUGAACCAGGAGACGGUUGCCUUCGGCGGCCGCCUGUGGUGGGUCGACCUCACCCUGGGCGCCGUCUCCGUCGACCCCUUUGCCGACCGGCCGGAGAUCCGGUUCGUCGAGCUGCCCAGCGGCAGCGUGCUGCCUGCGCCUGCAUGUGCUCACGAAACAGAUCUCAGCAAGGUCGAGGAACGGGCUCUGUCCAUGAUGGAGUUGGCCAAGCGCCGGCGCAUCGGCGUGAGCGAGGGGAGGCUGCGCUAUGCCGAGGUGACUCCGGGCGGGCCGUUUCUGCUCAGCUCAUAUGCGCUCGACGACGGCGAGGGCAGCGGCUGGAAGCUGGAGCACCAGGUGUCGCUGAGGAAGGUCUUGGCGGACGGAGGCUACCCGUGGCAGGAGAACUCGGCGCAGUCGUCGCCGCAGAUCGCCGUCCUUGACCCUCUCGACGCCAGUGUCAUUUACAUCAAGGUCGGUGAGCACGUCCUCGUCGUGGUGGACAUGCACAAUGGGAAGGUGAUCGGGGCCUCUCGGCUUGAAGACGAGUACUUUUCUGUCAUACCAUGCGUGCUUCCAGCGUGGCUUGGAUCAAGCCGGAUCCCCACGGCAGCGGCAGGCAAGAUGGAUGUCUUGGAAUCGACAGAUGAUCUGUUUAGUUUCGUCUAGAAGUGCUGACUGGGUUCCUGGAACUAAUGGAUGCAGGGGUUGCGCUAUAUUAGGAAGCAGGCAGUAGUUUGAACUCUCAUUUUAGAGAGAAAAUCUGGAUGAGUUUGGAUUUAUUCUAGUUGAUUAUCUAUGAACUAUCUGGUUUAGAUGGAAAUCUGGCUGUGGUUUCAGCGCUCAGAUUAGGAGAUUCAGUAGAACUAAAUUAGUAGUACUAGGAAGGAAGCUGGCGGCAGUUUGUUAAAGUCUCAUUUUGGAGGAAGUCUGGAGAAGUUUGGGUUCGUUGUACUAGUUCGUUGAUGAAUUACUAUCUCGUUUAUUAGAAGGAAAAUAUGGCAGUUGUUUCAGCGGUCACAUUAGGAAUGGAAAUUCCAGAAGACAUGAUUAAAUCA